Molecule: messenger RNA, 1882 nt
Organism: Micropterus dolomieu (smallmouth bass)
Lineage: Eukaryota; Metazoa; Chordata; Actinopteri; Centrarchiformes; Centrarchidae
Product: von Willebrand factor C domain-containing protein 2-like
Exons: 3
Coding region: 467-1222 (251 amino acids)
Biological process (GO): negative regulation of BMP signaling pathway
Cellular component (GO): AMPA glutamate receptor complex
Molecular function (GO): protein binding
Source: RefSeq, a predicted model, not a curated record
GGCUUAGAGCUUAUUCCACUCUCUCCGUGUACAGUUUCUAAUUUCUUUUGUAUAUUGUGCUACUUGUUUUAUGUUGUUUUUAUUUGCCUUCAUUGAUAAAAAAACUCUUCUUUUUUGUGAUGUCUUCAUGAGCCUCUUUUGGGGUUCUCAACAUCAGAACCCGUUUUACAGCUUUACUGCGUUAUAGUAUUUCUGUCUUGUCAUUUGUGCAAAUAAAUAAACUAAAGCUCUAAUUGUUUUUUAGAUAGAUAUCUUAUUUUCUGUUCGGAAGGUUAUUGAAGUCAUACCGCUACCUACAGGUGUGCCUGUGGGUGACACCUGGCUGACGCUGUGCGGAGAUGGAGAAACACUCUCGGGCUGACUGACGCGCAUGUAUCGGCGUCACCGGCGCCUCUGACGGUGGGAGGAGAAGCUCACCGGAGCGCAGCGGCGCAGACAGACAGAUGGUUAGUGAGUGUCGGUCACCAUGAGCCACCGGCACCGCGCGCUCAGCUGCCUCUCCGUCGCGCUCGUCCUGCUGCUGCCUCCGGGUCCGGGACGCGUCGCGGAGCCCGCGGUGGCGGCGGAGUACUCCUCCAAAAGCGACUUGGACUACGAGUUCGGGGACUACCGGGGGAAGUGGUGCAUCGACGACCACGGUUUUGUUUACGGCAUCGGAGAGGUUUAUUACCCGAGCUCCACGGCGUGUCCUUGCACGUGCACCGUGGACGGUCCCGUGUGCGUCCGACCCAAGUGUCCCCGCAUCCACCCCCGGUGCACGCGGAUCAGAUAUAAGGCAUGCUGUCCGGUGUGCGAGGCUAUGGCCAGGGUCUGUGUCUACGGGGGAAAAGCGUACCGGCUCCUUGAGGAGUUUAGGUUGUCAAGGUGCGAGCGAUGUCGCUGCGAGGCCAACAGAGAGGUGUACUGCAGCAUUUCCGACUGCCCCGCCCCUCACUGCGUCAACCCCACCUACGAACCCAACCACUGCUGCCCCAUCUGUAAGACCGGUCCCAACUGCUUUGCUGGGAACAGGGUGAUCCCGGCCGGGGAGCGUGUGAACACCGAUGAGCAGACAGUAUGCUACUGCACCUACCGGGACGGGACGUGGCACACCCAUCCCCAGGCCACCUGCGAGCAGCGCCCCCAGCCCAGCCUGACACCCAGCACCGAGCCCCCCAGGGACGAGGAGACCAGGGCGAGAGGGGGAAGGCCGUUCAUUCCCAGACUGGAUGUGAUACCGUGAAGUUAAAUAAAUGUCUCAUAGAGGCAGAGCCACUCUGCAGGCACAAUAUAAACUCUAACUUUCUCUAUUAGUAGUAAACUGGGCUUCAAUAUGGCAUUACUCAAAUGCACAUUUAUAUUUAACACAACCAGGAAGAUUAUUUCAGAACAGCUCUGCCUCGAAUAAACGUAGGGUAAUCUGCAGGGAGGUUGGUGUUGAGGGUAAAUAAGGAACUGUAGGGUGAAACUGCCACCACAAAUGAUUUGCAAACAUGACCUCUGGACACCUGGUAGUUUUUUUUUACAUUGUAAUAUUUUCCAUUUUAUCACAUUUAGUUUUAGUUUCAAGUUUUAAUACUCAUUUUUGAUUUCUGUCAAAAGGCCUAGGGGAGAGCGGGGUGAUCUGAGCCUGUGGGGAAGUUGAGACACCCCUUGUUUCUCGGCAACUAUAGACAAAAAUAAUAGACAAUAUUUGAUAAACACAUUUAAAAUAUAUAAAAUAUAUGUUAAUAUUUUAGUUGGAGACCUUACUGUCAUGUCCUCACUUUAAAGUCACAUCAAGUAAAAAGUGGCUCAACUCACCCCGCUCUCCCCUACACACAGUAUUUGUUUCAGUAUAUCCAGCCCAAAUUAAAUGAAUAAGAUGAACUAGUGUUGAAAUAAAUCGUCCGUUGUUCACUAA